Messenger RNA from Chondrus crispus (carragheen), 846 nucleotides. RefSeq names its product caronic anhyrase. The transcript has a single exon. Lineage: Eukaryota; Rhodophyta; Florideophyceae; Gigartinales; Gigartinaceae. Bases 1 to 846 code for a protein of 281 amino acids. The record is from RefSeq and is a predicted model, not a curated record. Gene Ontology annotation, molecular function: carbonate dehydratase activity; zinc ion binding.
AUGACGUUUCUUUUUUUGGCACUUUUCUUUUGCUUUCAACCUGUAUCCGCAGUCAGCCUCCCUCGGUCUUCAGUCAUCAGAGAAUCUGAAUCGGAGAGUAUCUAUUCUUACGAUAUGUCAGCUCCUGACGGGCCACCUAAUUGGGGUAGCAUUGAACCUUCGUUUGUGUCUUGCGCAGCUGGUUUUGAGCAGAGUGGCAUCGACUACCCAUGCGAAUCAAGUGGCUUGAUCGAUUUUGAAAAGACAGGAAGCCCAAUGGUGUCUCCUUCCUCUGCUGCAGCCUUCAAUUUCGCAAACACAACUUCGAAUUGGGCUCUGAAUUGUGACAACCCGGGGUCUUGUGGAUCUGUAACAUUCAAAGACAAGACCUACUCUCUUAUAAACCUACAUUUCCACUCGCCCAGUGAGCACGCUGUUAAUGGAGUUCAAUACCCUCUUGAGGCUCAUAUGGUCCACCAGGAUGAGGACGGAUCUCUACUUGUCAUAGGAACUUUCUUUUCAGAUGGGUCCCAGAAUGACUGUCUUACCCACAUGGAGUUAGACGCCGGCCAAGCGAAUCGGGAGUUGCAGUCGAUUCUGGUCAACAUCAUCAGCGGAGAGAAGUCGUUUGUCGUAGAUGUCGCCUCAUUUGUUGGCGGGUUUGAAUAUUUACACUACGAUGGAUCUUUGACUACUCCCCCAUGCUCCGAGGGUGUAAUGUGGUUUAAUGCACGGCAACGACAGAACGUCGCGACUGGUCAGAUCGCAUUAUACGAGAGUACAACCGGCAGUGAUGAGUUUGCUAAUGCAAGACCGAUGCAGCCUUUGAACGGGCGAUCCCUGACUGCUUAUUCUGGUUUCGAGUGA